Molecule: messenger RNA, 819 nt
Organism: Apaloderma vittatum (bar-tailed trogon)
Lineage: Eukaryota; Metazoa; Chordata; Aves; Trogoniformes; Trogonidae
Gene: CCDC80
Product: coiled-coil domain containing 80
Exons: 2
Source: RefSeq, a predicted model, not a curated record
GUCUGCGCCAUAUAACUAUCCUCAAAUUGCUAGGACUUGGAGAAGAUAUUGGAGGUGUCUUAGAGUUGUAUCCAAUUAAUGGAAGCUCUACUGUAGACAGAGAAGAUAUCCCAGCUAAUUUGGUGAAAGACAUUCGGAAUUAUUUCCAAAUUAGCCCAGAAUACUUCUCCAUGCUUCUAGUUGGGAAAGAUGGAAACGUCAAAUCCUGGUAUCCUUCUCCAAUGUGGUCUAUGGCAAUUGUGUAUGAUCUGAUUGAUUCCAUGCAGCUUCGGCGACAGGAAAUGACAAUUCAGCAAUCGCUCGGCAUGCAGUGCCCGGAUGAUGAGUAUGGUGGGUAUGGUUACCAUAGCUAUCACCAGGGAUACCAGGAAGGUUACCAAGACGACUACCGUCACCACGGAAGUUACCACCAUGGAUAUCCGUACUGAAAAGAGCAACUUAGCCUCUGACUGCCCCGUGCCUGUCUUCUAAUAGCUAUCCAAGCAAUAGGCGGCCAGUUGCAGACAGUCUUCCCAGGCCACCUAGGUAUCCAUGCCUUGUUCUUCCACUGUUCAGUCAAGGGACUUCGGUCAUUUGCCUUCUCAAAAAUGCAGAAGCCUUUACAGUGAAGCAAUUCAAACCAGUAGCAUUGAAGCUUUAAACAAUAAAGACUCCUUUAUAUUUUUAAACCUUUAUAAACAAAGGGCAUCAGCAGGUGCUGUUCAUAUUAAAACCAAACAGAAAAACCCCACAAUCCCAGUUCUUGGUCACUACGGUAUGGCAGGACAUAAACUGUCCAACAAAUAUUGCAAUGCUUUUUUAGUAUUUUUUUCUAAGGAG